This is a messenger RNA of Mesorhabditis belari, 474 nucleotides long. The record is from the annotation of a GenBank genome assembly. Lineage: Eukaryota; Metazoa; Nematoda; Chromadorea; Rhabditida; Rhabditidae.
AUGACAAACAAGGGAUCUGCCAUUCUGGAGCUUCAUCGUCAAGGUCAAUGCGUGAGUGCGAUCGCGCGAUUGCUACGUGUUUCUCAUCAACUCGUCUCAAAAGGGAUUAAGCGAUACAAGGAGCCUGGAAACGAUGGAGAUCGUCCAGGAGACAGAAAAAAAACAGUCAACCCCUCCAGAAGUCGCAAAGUGAUUCAGAAGCGCGUGGCCCGGAAUCAUCCGGAUUUCAUCUCGGCCCAGGAAUGGCCUCCGUAUUCGCGCGAUCUCAAUCCGUUGGACUACAGUGUUUGGUCAAUUUUGGAGGCAAGGGCUUGGGCAAAACCCCACAAAUGUUUGGAGGCUCUUAAGCGAUCGUUGACCAGGGAAUGGGAUCGAAUCACUCCGGCCGAGCUGCGGCUGCGGCCCAUCGCCGAAAACUUCAUCCAGCGUUUGAGGCUCCGCAUCGAAGCCAAAGGUGGCCACUUUGAAGAAAAG